This is a messenger RNA of Pseudomyrmex gracilis, 2209 nucleotides long. Its product is annotated as V-type proton ATPase catalytic subunit A. The record is from RefSeq and is a predicted model, not a curated record. Lineage: Eukaryota; Metazoa; Arthropoda; Insecta; Hymenoptera; Formicidae. Gene Ontology annotation, molecular function: proton-transporting ATPase activity, rotational mechanism; ATP hydrolysis activity; ATP binding. Gene Ontology annotation, biological process: ATP metabolic process; proton transmembrane transport. The transcript is spliced from 12 exons. Bases 120 to 1970 code for a protein of 616 amino acids. Gene Ontology annotation, cellular component: lysosomal membrane; proton-transporting V-type ATPase, V1 domain.
GUCAGCUGACCUGUCUUGUGAUAGCAGUCAGUCUGUACUUCGAGGGAAGAGCACGAAUUCUGAUCGCUGUCUAAACUACGAACCUGAAGACGUCGCAUCUUGUCAAUUAACUGAUCAAAAUGACGAAUCAAAGUUUGCUGAAGAUUGCGCAAGAGGACCGGGAAGGCAAGUUCGGAUUCGUCUAUGCGGUAUCCGGACCUGUCGUCACUGCUGAGAAGAUGUCCGGAUCAGCUAUGUAUGAGCUGGUACGAGUUGGUUACUACGAAUUAGUAGGAGAAAUCAUCAGAUUGGAAGGUGAUAUGGCUACAAUACAGGUGUAUGAAGAGACAAGUGGUGUGACAGUUGGUGAUCCGGUACUUCGUACUGGUAAACCACUAUCUGUCGAAUUGGGUCCUGGCAUUCUCGGCAGUAUCUUUGACGGUAUUCAGCGUCCGUUGAAAGACAUCAACGAGCUUACAAGUUCGAUUUACAUCCCAAAGGGUGUCAAUGUACCAGCGUUAUCUCGCACCGCUUCGUGGGAAUUUAAUCCUCACAACAUAAAGAGCGGCAGCCACAUCACAGGCGGUGAUAUGUACGGUAUCGUGCACGAGAACACUUUGGUAAAACAUCGCAUGAUAUUGCCACCCAAGUGCAAAGGCACCGUCACUUACAUCGCACCUGCUGGCAACUAUACCGUUGAUGAUAUCGUACUGGAAACUGAGUUCGAUGGCGAGAGACAAAAAUAUACUAUGCUCCAGGUGUGGCCAGUUCGUCAACCUCGUCCAGUUACCGAAAAAUUGCCAGCUAAUCAUCCUCUACUCACUGGUCAACGAGUCUUGGACUNUCUUUUCCCAUGCGUACAAGGUGGAACCACAGCUAUUCCCGGUGCUUUCGGUUGCGGCAAAACCGUCAUCUCGCAAGCUUUAUCCAAAUAUUCCAACUCCGAUGUGAUUAUCUACGUUGGUUGUGGAGAACGUGGUAACGAAAUGUCCGAAGUAUUGCAUAAUUUCCCCGAGUUGACUGUAGAAAUUGAAGGCGUCACCGAGUCCAUCAUGAAACGUACCGCUUUGGUCGCCAAUACGUCCAACAUGCCGGUGGCCGCUCGUGAAGCUUCCAUUUACACCGGUAUUACGCUAUCUGAAUAUUUCCGAGACAUGGGUUAUAAUGUGUCGAUGAUGGCUGACUCGACAUCUCGUUGGGCCGAGGCUCUUCGAGAAAUUUCAGGUCGUCUGGCUGAAAUGCCUGCCGAUUCUGGUUAUCCUGCUUAUCUUGGUGCUCGUUUAGCCAGUUUUUANGAACGUGCUGGAAGAGUAAAAUGUUUGGGAAAUCCGGAUCGCGAGGGAUCUGUUAGUAUUGUUGGUGCCGUCUCACCGCCAGGUGGUGACUUUUCUGAUCCUGUGACCAGCGCUACGCUCAGUAUCGUACAGGUGUUCUGGGGAUUGGAUAAGAAACUUGCGCAACGCAAACAUUUCCCGUCUAUCAAUUGGCUUAUAUCGUACAGCAAAUACUUGCGCGCGCUCGAUGAUUUCUAUGACAAGAAUUUCGCGGAGUUCGUCCCGCUGCGAACGAAGGUGAAGGAAAUUUUGCAAGAGGAAGAAGAUUUAUCCGAAAUUGUGCAGCUGGUAGGCAAAGCCUCGCUCGCCGAAACGGAUAAGAUCACGCUGGAAGUAGCAAAAUUGUUGAAGGACGACUUCUUGCAACAAAACAGCUACUCGCCGUACGAUCGUUUCUGUCCGUUUUAUAAAACAGUGGGAAUGUUGCGAAAUAUGAUUGCAUUUUACGAUAUGGCACGACACGCGGUUGAAUCAACAGCCCAGUCAGAUAAUAAAAUCACAUGGAACGUUAUAAGGGACAGUAUGGGCAAUAUUCUUUAUCAGCUAAGCUCUAUGAAGUUUAAGGAUCCUGUGAAGGAUGGCGAAGCGAAGAUCAGGGCGGAUUUCGAUCAAUUGCACGAGGAUAUUCAACAGGCGUUCAGGAAUUUAGAGGACUAAACUUCUAUUACCUGUUAAAAGCAAUUUUUAAGAUAUUAAGAUUAUAUUGUUCUGUAAUUUGGCUCUAACAUUUAAGUAUGUCCCGGUCUAUCUCAUGUGAGCUUGCCAAAAACAAACAAAAAAAAAAAAAAAGUUAAAGGCAGUGUUAUUAUUUUACGCAACAUUUAUUGAACAUAUAUUUUAUCUUGUAAGCAGUAAGUGAAUUGUAAAUAGAGAAAAUUACGAUAAAAAAAAAAAAA